CACAACUCCCACAGUGCCCAGCGGCGUAACCCCCCCCCUUUUUCUGAGCCCUUUGGGUCGAGAAGAGAAGGGGGAAGGCUCCCCAAAAUGGCGUCUCCUGCCUGCAGGGGAGCCGGGGGCGUCCCUUCCAGCACGGGCUCCUUGGGCUACUGCUUGGCCCAGCUGCGCAAAGGCACGGAGCCCGGCCUGGGCAAGGCCUUGCUGGCCCUCAGGACCCAGCACAUCAAGGAGGCCGGGGGCAUCGCCCGCUUCAGGGACCGCGGGGGGCUGGCUCCUCUGCUGGGGGUCCUGGCCGGCGCCCCGAGGCCCAGGAGGACCCUGGACCUGGCCCUCAGCAUCCUGGGCAACUGCUGCACCGAAGGGGGCAGCCGCACCCAGGUGCGAGAGCUGGGGGGGAUCCCUGCCCUUGUUGCUAUCCUGAAAUCACUCGCAGCAGAAAGCAUCCAGAAUCGGACAGCACGGGCUCUCGGCAACCUGGCUGUAGACUCGGAGAACUGCCAAGCCAUCCACGAAGCAGGAGCUGUUCCCCCACUGGUCCAGGUCCUCACCACCUCCCAGGACAGUGAGUGUUUGCAGAGUGCAAUCAGGGCAGUGCGAUACCUGGCCAACACUCCUGCCCAUCGCCUGAUGCUGGCCCAGCAAGGAGCAGUCCGCCCCAUUGCAGAACGUUUGGCUGCCUCCCUGGAUGAUGCUGCCCUGGUGGUGGCAGCUGUGCGCACCCUCCUUGAGCUCACUAAAGGCUGCAGCCGUGACUGUGCUGAACAGCUCAGCCUGGGUGGUGGGAUCCCACCCCUUGUGGCCUUGGCCACUCAUGACAAGCGGGCAGUGCGGGAGUAUGCCCUCACAACCCUCGCCAACCUUUGCCUGCAGGGGGUGCUGCGGCCAGCGGUCGGCAAUGCUGGAGGGGUGGAAGUGCUGGUUGGGGAGAUCCGGCGUCGAAAGGAUGCUGAGGCUCCUGGGACUUCCCUCCAUCCACUAGUGAAAGCUCUCUGUCUUUUGUGCCGGGAGGCUGUCAACAGAAGCCGGGUCCGUGAAGCUGGGGGUUUAGAGCUGCUGCUGUCCCUGCUGCGGGACCGGUGCCAGAGUUCCUCUCAUGCCCGUGUGGUGGUGGCCUUUGUGGCCUUUUUCUAUGAUGAAGAUGCACUGGAGGUUUUACAGGCUGGAGGGCUAGUGCCUUUGCUGGUUGGCCAGUUGGCAGCGCUGAGCCAGUGGAGAGGCCAGGAGGAGGAAGAGGAAGAGGAGGAGGAACGUGAAGAUGAGAGAGACGCAGCUUCUUUUGACUUCCCUACAGAAGGGCGACGUGGGGAGCAGUCCACGCCAGGGGCAGAAUCUUCCAGCUUUCAGAGUCUCAGAUCUUGGCUUCUUUCUGAAGGCUAUAUUGCUAGUCCAGGAGACCUUUCCCCACAGUGGUCUCCUGACACCACCCUUUCUGAACUGGAUGCUCAGGGAUGUGCCAGUCCUAAUCAAGAACUGCAAGACGAAUCCCUGGGAUCCUGUCAUGCUUCCUCUGGAGUAAAACCCCAAUCUAGGUCAGAAUCCCCUGAUUUCUUAAACUGUCCAUUGUUGGAUUUGUCCCUUGUGGGACAGCCAACUGCUUCUGAGACAUUAAACUCAGCAGAGGAGGAUGGAAUACAACCAGAGCAGAGCUCAAGUCCAACAGCAUCCCUUACACUGGAGGAAUCUGAAAAUCUCCAUUCAGAACCAGUUGUACAGACACCAGAUUUAGAUGGGACCAAAGAAGAAGCGACCAUUGGAAACAGUGAGCAGCAGAAGAGACUAUCAGAUGUAUCACCAGUGGAAAAAAUAGAGGAGGGAAUCCAGGGGAAGGAUCUGUUACCAUGUUCAUUGUCUUCAGAAGUGACACCAGAUUCAGUGGUGUCAGCAGAAGCAGAUGUAAAGAAGUCCACCUGGAUUGCCUUGGUAAGAGACCAGAAUGAGCCUGGGCCCAGUAACAUGAACUCAGUUCCGGCAAUGUCAUCUCCAAGGAAGAGUGACACAAACCAGCUGUUGCCAAAACCUGCUGCCAAACCACCGAUUACAGAAGAGACUUGUUUGGUCCCCCACAGGUCAAGCAUGCAGAAUCUCCCAAGCUCUCCUGACGAGUACAGGAUGCCUACUACCUGCUGUAAGCGUCGGACCAAGUUUCGGUCAACAACUGAGCAAAUGACACCUCCUCAAGUGCCACGCCCUGCUGGGGAGAUCUUAUCUCCUUUGCUUUCCUUAGCUCUCCCUCUCUCAUUCUCUCCUUAUGGAGGUGACAGAGAGCUCCAGGCUCCUGAAGCCCCAGCAUUGCUACUCCUGUCCCGAUUUUCUCAAGCUGAGGAUCCCAGCCGUAGCUUGGUGACACCAACAACACUGCGAGGGUUGCUGCGCUAUGUGACUGGGAGCCCUGCGCCCUCAUCUCGCUGCCUCCGGUUGCUGCAUCGACUUACCUGCAACCCAGCUUGCUUGGAAGCCUUUGUUCGUUCCUAUGGGGCCUCACUCAUCCGAUCUUGGUUAAUACUUGGGGUGUCACCUGAGCAGGCUGCUUCUGCUGUUGCUGCUGAACGUGAAGAAGAGAAGUUUGAACAGCUUGAUACCAGAAGAUUCAAGGAACUUGGAGAGACACUACUGAUGAAUCUUUGUGUACAAGCAGAGUCCCCCUUUGGUGUGGGUGUCCUCACUCAUAUGCUGCUGUCAGGCUCUGAAUUGGACCAGGUAGCCUGUGCGCUUGCCCUUCCCAUUAUCUGCAGGAAGGAUUCCCUUUGCCGAAAAUUGCUACUGGACCUCUCUGGCCUGCGCCUCUUGCUGGGAGCCCUGGUGCGGGACCCCGACCCUAUUUUUGUCUUCUAUGCCUCAGAUUGCCUCUCCCUCCUCCUGCGUGCCCCAUCCCAGAGUCCUGUCCAGGUCUUGUCUCCUGCCCUGAAGCGGCCCCGCGUGGGUUCCCCACUGCCCUGCUCUUAUUCCCGCCUCACAGAUGAAGGCAGGGCUGACUUACACUUCCAGCUCGAUUCAGGUCUCAUGGUGCCCGCCGCACGCCAGGCUGUCAGUGAAGCCUCUGAGGUCUUCUGUGCCAUGCUGAGUGGAGGAUUCGCUGAGUCAAGCCGCACCACAGUGACACUUCACGACGUGGCACCAGACCCAUUCCUUGCUCUUAUGCACUUCCUCCAUGGUUGCCGUGGCAAGCCCUGCCCAUUGUUAGGCAUGUCGUUCCCCCUCUCUUUAGCCGAGGAGAUUUUCACAGUUGCCGAACAGUAUCUCCUGCCAGGCCUCCAAUCUCUGGUGGACGGUGUUCUGUGCCAGGACUUCCUGCACCUGGGUACUCUAGGCAAGGUGUACCGUUUGGCUGAACAACAGAACCGUUCUCGCCUACUUCAGCGGUGUGUAGUCUACACCCUCCAGGAGGUGGUAGACCCCACCUGCCGAGCUGCUGGCUUGGCUGAGUUACUCCAAUCAGCUGGCAAUCCCACUGGGCUGGCUGAGGAGUUGCUCCGGGUGGUGGUGGAGUCCCCAUGGGGCUCUGGUGCUGAGGGCCAGCUGGGCUGAGGGAGUCAUGAGCACACACACAUACACACAUUUUCUCUUCCUCCUCCAGGCUUUCACCCGUGACUCAAGUACUGAUGUGGCCACGUGACACACAAGCACAACACCUGCAUGAGUGUUGAAGAAUAAAUGGAACGAUGCUCAAAGAAAGGGUAGUGUGGGUGAAUGAAUGAGCCUUGCUAUGGGCUGAAGUUCGACCUCCUCAUGGGAUAAACCUGUGAGGAGGAUGACAGAGCAGUAAGCAUCCUGUGGUAACAUGGUGAUGUGUACGUGUGUAAAAUAGGAUGGAGGCAGAACUUGACAAAGUUAUUUUUCGGGACUACAACUCCCAGAACCCCUAAGCCAUGCUGACUGGGAUUGUGAGUAUUAUCCCCUCAAAAAGUAAUAUUUUCAAACUUUGGGCGAAGGUGAUUGUGUGGAGAGUUGCAGGGCAACCUAUUGGUUAAAAGAAGGGCAGAUGAACUGGAUUACAAACUGGCCUCUGAUUUUGAUCUGAAGCAACAAAUGGACAUUUGGGGUGGGAUGGGGUAGGAUAUUUCUUCCUGGCCAGAACUAUACAAACUCCAGCCCAAUUUUUUAUGAUGGGCUUGGUAGAAAUUAGCAUAGGGCCCCCUUCUGGACUAGGAUAGGACCUCUUUUGGGAAAUACACAUGUAGGAGGUUGCCUUUUCACAGCAGCUACUCCAGGAGUGGCUGUCCUAGCUAAUAGAUUUGGAAGAAUUUAUCAGUGGCUCUCAGGAAAAAGUGUGAGAGGCUGCAGGAAGCUGGGUCUUGUGGGUUGGGGCUGAAAGGCUGAAGGCAUGCAGGGUGCAACCAAGUUACUGAAUUGCUUGCCUCCUCCCCAGGCAUGUGACAGCAAGAGAAGCCUGCAGAGGAGUGUGUGUUUUCUGAGAGAUGCUUGAAUAGAUAUAGGGGUCCUGGCCUAGUCGUUCCUCUGGGAUUGCAUUGCAUAUAAGCUAUUGUACAUAAGAGAAAUACAGACAACAAAGAGGUGCUCA
This is a messenger RNA of Sceloporus undulatus (fence lizard), 4519 nucleotides long. It is a transcript of the gene ARMC5, whose product is annotated as armadillo repeat containing 5. Gene Ontology annotation, biological process: anatomical structure morphogenesis. Bases 88 to 3525 code for a protein of 1145 amino acids. Gene Ontology annotation, molecular function: protein binding. The transcript has 6 exons. The record is from RefSeq and is a predicted model, not a curated record. Gene Ontology annotation, cellular component: cytosol. NCBI's taxonomy places the organism in Eukaryota, Metazoa, Chordata, Lepidosauria, Squamata, Phrynosomatidae.